GUGCCGCGCCGCGCUGCCGGCAGAUGCGAAACGAUGGCGAGGCUGACGGGCACCCGGCCCACAGCUGCCCGCCGCUGGGGCUGCGCAGCCACCGCUUUCCUCCUCCUCCUCCUCACCGUGCAAGCUGCCCAGAAAGCUGACCUGGGCGGCGAUGCCACUGCGGCCACCAUCAACCACUCACUGACGCUGCUGCAGAGGCUGCAGGAGCUGCUGCAGAACGGCAACAGCAGCGACUCGGUGCUGCGGGUGCGCACGGCUGCCUCCGAUGAGGCCAAGGUCUUCCACACCCAUCAGCUGCUGCUCAGCCUCCAGAGUGAGGUCUUCGAGGGGCUCCUGCGCAACCAGAGUGUUGUCACCCUGCAUGAGCCGCCCGAAACUGCCGCGCUCUUUGAGAAGUUCAUCAGGUACCUGUACUGUGGGGGGGUGUCUCUCCUGCUGCACCAAGCCAUCCCCCUGCACCAGCUGGCCAGCAAGUACCGGGUGUGGGGACUGCAGCGUGGCGUGGCCGACUACAUGAGGAGCCACCUGGCCAGCGAGUCGAGCCAGGGCCACGUGGUGGGCUGGUACCACUAUGCUGCACGCAUCGGGGAUGCAGCGCUGCAGGAGAGCUGCCUGCAGUUCCUGGCCUGGAACCUGUCGUCCGUGCUCGGCAGUGCCGAGUGGGCUUCGGUCAGCGUGGAGCUGCUGCUGCUGCUGCUGGAGCGCUCCGACCUGGUGCUGCACAGCGAGCUGGAGCUCUACACCGCCGUGGAGGCCUGGCUGGCCCGGCGGCAGCCCGAGGAUGCUGUGGCUGAGCGGGUGCUGCGUGCCAUCCGUUACCCCAUGAUCGCUCCCAGCCAGCUGUUCCGGCUGCAGACGCAGUCGGCGGUGUUGGUGCGGCACUACGGCGCGGUGCAGGACCUGCUCUUCCAGGCCUUCCAGUUCCACUCUGCAUCCCCUCUGCACUUCGCCAAGUACUUUGACGUCAACUGCAGCAUGUUCCUGCCCCGCAACUACCUCGCGCCCAGCUGGGGCUCCCAGUGGGUCAUCAACAACCCGGCACGGGAUGACCGCAGCACCAGCUUCCAGACCCAGCUUGGGCCCAGCAGCCACGACUCCGGCAAGCGGGUGACCUGGAACGUGCUCUUCUCGCCGCGCUGGCUGCCCGUCAGUCUGCGCCCCGUCUACUCGGACUCGGUGUCCAGCGCCAUCCAACCGGUGCGCAUCGAGGACGGCCGCCCGCGCCUCGUCGUCACGCCAGCCACCAGCAGCCCCGACUUCGCCGGUGUCAGCUUCCAGAAGACGGUGCUGGUGGGCGUGCGGCAGCAGGGCCGCAUCUUUGUCAAGCACGCCUACAGCUUCCACCAGAGCUCGGACGAGACGGCUGACUUCCUUGCCCACGCCGACCUGCAGAAGCGCACCUCCGAGUACCUCAUCGACAACGCCCUGCACCUGCACAUCAUCAUCAAGCCCGUCUACCACUCCCUCAUCAAGGUGAAGAAGUAGUGGGGCUGUGGGCAUGGGGCUCUGCCUCCUCGUCCGCUCUUUGUAGGUAGAUGGGGGCCCCUCUGCUGCCUGCCUCUCCCCGCUGUCCCCACCGCCAUCCCUGGGUGCUGCGGGGAGCACAGGGGACGUGCAACCACGUGGCGUGGGGACAGGGACAGCCCCUGCAGUGCCACCUCUGCACCGACAUGGCCGCAGCUUGGGGUGCGGUGGGAUGGGGGUCCAGCUGCCUCCCCCAGCAGAGGACACUUGUGGAGCACAGCGCCUCGUUCCUGCCUGGGUGUCCUUCACCUCCUUCCUAAUAAAAGCAGAAAAUGGG
Gallus gallus (chicken) is the source of this 1801-nucleotide messenger RNA. It is a transcript of the gene BTBD17, whose product is annotated as BTB domain containing 17. Lineage: Eukaryota; Metazoa; Chordata; Aves; Galliformes; Phasianidae. Bases 34 to 1485 code for a protein of 483 amino acids. Gene Ontology annotation, molecular function: protein binding. The record is from RefSeq and is a predicted model, not a curated record. The transcript is spliced from 3 exons.